Molecule: messenger RNA, 5128 nt
Organism: Chinchilla lanigera (long-tailed chinchilla)
Lineage: Eukaryota; Metazoa; Chordata; Mammalia; Rodentia; Chinchillidae
Gene: Tmx4
Product: thioredoxin-related transmembrane protein 4
Exons: 8
Coding region: 138-1187 (349 amino acids)
Source: RefSeq, a predicted model, not a curated record
GGCGGGUCGCUGUGCUCGGACAGGCUGGGCUCGGGCGGAGGCGGGGCGGCUCGCCUUCUCGACCGCCUCAGGAGGCCGCGGCUCGGCGUCCGCCCCAGGGCCCUCAGCCGCGGAGCAGCGUCUCCCGCGCCAACAGCAUGGCGGGCGGGCGCUGCGGCCCGCUGUGGACGGCGCUCCUGGUCGCCUGGGUCGCGGCGUUGGCGGCCGCUGAGGGCCCCGAGCAGGCCCUGGUGCCGGCGGAGCCCAGCCGGGUGCAGCCCAUGACCGCUUCCAACUGGACGCUGGUGAUGGAGGGCGAGUGGAUGCUGAAAUUUUAUGCCCCAUGGUGUCCAUCAUGCCAGCAGACUGAUUCCGAAUGGGAAACUUUCGCAAAGAAUGGUGAAACCCUUCAGAUCAGUGUGGGGAAGGUGGACGUCAUUCAGGAACCAGGUUUGAGCGGCCGUUUCUUUGUCACCACCCUCCCAGCCUUUUUUCAUGCAAAAGAUGGAAUAUUCCGCCGCUACCGAGGCCCAGGAAUCUUUGAAGAUCUACAGAAUUACAUCUUAGAGAAGAAAUGGCAAUCAGUUGAGCCUCUGACUGGUUGGAAGUCCCCAGCUUCUCUAACGAUGUCUGGAAUGGCUGGCCUUUUUAGCAUCUCUGGCAAGAUUUGGCAUCUUCACAACUACUUCACAGUGACCCUCGGAAUUCCUGCUUGGUGUUCUUAUGUAUUUUUCAUCAUUGCCACUUUGGUUUUUGGCCUUUUAAUGGGUCUGGUCUUGGUGGUAAUAUCAGAAUGCUUCUAUGUACCACUUCCACGGAAUUCAUCUGAACAUUCUGAGCAAAACCAGAGGUCAGAGGAGGCUCAGGGAGCUGAACAGUUGCAGGACGCAGAAGAGGAAAAGGAUGAUUCCAAUGAAGAAGAAAAUAAGGACAGCCUCUUAGAUGAUGAAGAGGAGAAAGAAGACCUUGGCGAUGAGGAUGAAGCGGAGGAGGAAGAGGAAGUAGACAGUGUGGCUGGUGGUGUGGAAGAGGAGAGGAGCGACGCCAACGAUCAGGGUUCCCUGACAGAAGCCAGUGUGGCCCAGGAGGAAGUGGAACCUGAGGAGGCUAACGGCGACACCCUCGAGCAGCCCUCCUCAGCCGGCACAGAGGCAGCAGAAGACUCACUGAGGCAGCGCAAGAGUCAGCAUGCCAAUAAGGCACUGUAGAUUUCACAACACUUCCCUCUGGCCUGCAGUUUAAACCAAAUCCUUAACUUUUCCCCGAACGAGCAAGCUUCUCUUAAAAAAUGGCCAGUGAUCAUAUGGUCUCACGGCAGUAAGCCUCAUAGGUCCUGUCUGAGGAGAAUUUUUCAGGUGUGACAAUCAGGAGACAGAAAACCAGUGGAGUUAGGAUCUGUUUGGGGACUUGGGGAGGAGCAAGUUCAUUUACCUGGCUAGAGUCUUAACCAGAAGGGCAACCCCCUCCCUCAUUAGCACCUUCUAGAGACAAGGAGGCCCCCAAAAUGAAAGCAAAGCAGCUUCACCCUGAGCAUCCUCGAAGUGCAGCGGAGGUCCUGCUUCCUUUCCAUGUCAUGCGGAUUUGUUUUUGUCAAAUUACAAAACAUCAGGCACCACCGUGUGCGGGCACUUUUAACUGAGAGGGCUCUGGGUACAAUUUUGGGAAGGAGCUUGGAAGUAACCCAAGCUCUUGAGAUCUCCUUUGUGAUGUUUUAUUUCUUACCUACAUUUCUCCAAGUGUUUUACAGUGGCCCACAGAGUCCCACAGUCUUCACAGUUACCCCUUAGUGAGAGGACUCAGACAGCAGUUGGGUCGACAGCCACCAUGUUUGUUUUGGCUAACAGGUUUAGAUGAGCCGUAACCAAAGUCCAUGCAGCUGACUGCCAGGCAUCUCGAAUGAAAUGGUGGACCCUUUGGAGAUUUAGGAGGAAGUAGGGAUUUUACAGAACAGAUUAAAAAGUUUUUUGGCCAACAUGAAGUUUUGUUUUUUUGUUUUUUUUUUUUUUCAAUAAAUUUCUUUAGCAAAUUUUUUUUUUAAAGGCAAAAGGGCUCUAAGUCUUGCUUAGGUGAUGACCUUCACAAGGUCAUCUUGUGAAGAAAACUUGAAUGAUCUGUUGUUUUGUUUCUAUCUCAAGGAUUUCCCUGGCUCUUGAAUCAGUUUAAUAAUAACUGAAAAACCAUGUCUGUUUUUCAGUAAUCACCUUCAGUGAUGUGCUUUUGGUAAAAAAAUUAAUCCAAGUCAAUACUGGGAAGUGAGAGACUUGAUUUUGUUUCCAUCGCCCUUAAUCUUCUAGAGAAUUGUAUCUUUGUAAGUCUCUCACUACUGAAUCUACCAUAAGUGCCCAAGGAGCCCAAUUUCUUUUACAAAUCUGUCUUACCUGUUUCUCAUACCUGAUUUAUGUCUUAGAAUAUAUUCAUAAAACUAGAUUCCAAGCAUAUGAAAGAUGCCUGAAGUCAAUUGUAUGCCCCUUGGGUCCAGACAGAAAAAUGAGUACAGGUUUAUAAAAUUCAGAAAGUUUCCAUCCUUAAAAAGGAACAUGCAGUGCGUUUCUGUCUGGACAUCCUGUGACUGUGGGGCUCAUCAUAAGGGAGGUUGUGAAGCUCUGCCCUUUGCUAAGGCUGCUACAAGGCUUGCACAAUGGAGCUUCUUAUCUGACAAUCAAAGUUUAGAGCCUAUGGUUAUUUUUCAUCUUUCCAACUCAGUUCUCAACCUCCUCUUCCAGCAUGGUGAAGGUGAAGCUUAGGAACUGCCAGGAAUGUGCUCACAGAUGGCAUUGUGAUCUAAAAGUGAGGCCAUCACAGCACUCGGGGACCAGGAGAGCCUUGACAUCUACCCAUUUCCUGCUCCUCCUCCUGCCCCCAUGUGCUCACCCAGAGUGCUGUGCGUGCAGGCUUUUCGCGGUCAGAGCUGAGCUGUCCUUGUCUCCCAUCCCUGCAUUUCUUUCUCUUACAAUCAACAGAAAGUUUUCAAACAAUAGUGAGUUCAAGUUCAGGGUUAGAGAAUAUAGAAAGAUUUCAUAGUUUGGCUUUUUUAUAUAAUGGCCCAUCCCCAAAUUUGAGUUUUUUAAUGGGAUGUUCGACUAUAGAGGAAGGCAUGCAGAAACAGAGUCUACCCUCCUGCUUAAACAGAUAAGGCCAGUUUCCAGUUGUCCCCUACAUAGGACCUCGUUCUAUAACAAGACCAACAACAAAUAAGGAUUUGCAGUACUUCCCGAAGUUGGAAAGUGGGGAGAAGAUUAUCUUGGAGAAGAGAUUCAGUAAAAGUUGAAGUAUCUGUUCAUGGGAAUAUUUUUUCCUGAUUUUUCCUUUAUUAACAUCUUGGCAGAAUUUAGAUUUUUGUAGCAAGUGGCCAAAGUACACAUCUAAUUUAAUUUCUCUCCAAGUGAAGCCUUUACGUUUGUUUUUAAUUUUUAAGGAAUGUCAAACUAAAUGAAAAAAGUCAACCCAAAAUAAUUUAAAUUUAAAAUGAGCUCCACAUUUCAAUAGGAUAUUGGGAUUUUUCCUGUUGAUAAUAAAGUUAUUGCUUCAAAAAUAAAAACAUGCUUCCUUACGUUGCAUCAUCAGUCAUUUAAUUAUAGAAUAGCAUUUCGUGUAAAUUAAAAGUGGUUGGAUGGAAUAAAAAUAAUGACAAGUGGGAGUGCCCAACGCUUUAUGUGUGGGUAGUUGGGGCAGGCUGACUUGUCAGUGACAAAAAAUACCAGAAAUUACCUUUUUGUUGAUGUCUUCUGUGAUUGCUCUCUGGAGAGAUCUGUAGCCGAGCCAGUUUGCUUGGAGAGCUCAUACUCCAGCAAGGCACAGACAGCUCCUCCUCUCCCUUAGAGGUGUAACCCUGGAAUGGCUAAGGACAGGGCCUGUUCAGGUCGCAGGUUGUGUCCUGCGUGGCUGCACUGACAGCCUCAUCUUGUGAAUACGACAUCUUGUGAAUAUGACAGAAAUAACCACUGGAGUAAAUAUAAGCAAGGGUAGCCGGAUUUGACUUUUGACAGUUGAAAAAGCCACAGUUUGACUUUUUAUGGCCAAAACUCCUUGUUGUUACCUCUGAUGUUGCAGUAUGACUUGAGUGUAAGGUAGUGUUCAGAAGUGAUCCUGUAACACCUUUGGGGUAGAUGAUUAAAAACUGCUAUUUAAAGGAAGACUUACAUAAUACUUUUUAUUAGUACGUCCUUCGGGUAUGAAGCUGGUACAGUAUUUUGCUUUACAGGAUGGGAAGCAUUCAAGAGAUGAAAAGUUUGAAAGAGGGUAAACUUGAGAUUUCAGCAUGUGAUCUCUGGAGUGAAGUGACAGGGCCUUGUGCUUUUGCUGGUAUAUAUCAGUAGAUAGUCUGUGUCCUUCAUCUCUGUGUUAUAGUGUUUCUCCUGCCAGUAUUAUAGAUGUAUGGUAGACCCAUCCUCAGAAAUACCAACAUUUUGAAGAUGUAAAUCCUUUGUGCCAACAGAAAGUUCCUCCAUGCGUAGUACCUUUAACUCAGUCCUACAGUGUGACCCUCUUGGGAAGCUUACAGCUUGUCUUGCAAAAGCCAAAUAAUAGAGUCAUCACGUCUGAGGAAACCUGAUGGGGCAGUUUUUUGAACAGCUGUUCUGAAGUAGGAGGUUCCCUUGGAAGCCUUUGAUAGCUUCAGCAGGGAAUAUGGCCUUCAGAUGACUUGUUCUUAGCCGAGUUUUCUGUAGACUGUGACAUUGUAUAUAUGUGACUUGUACAACUUUGACAUGUUUUUGUGUAAUCGUUUGUUACCAGACUGCUUCUUCCUGGAAAUGCAAUUUUUAUACUAAAGACAUUGCUUAUUUGUACUGUAAUACAUUGUUAUUUAUAUUCCUUGUAAUCGUCUAGUUUAUUUAGCCCAGUGCAUUUAAUUAUUUUUCUCUCUAUCCAUGUACUCUUUGCUUCCUCAAAUAGCAUCUGCAGCACCUGAAAUGAGCAAUCAAGAUACUGUUUGCAGCAGGACAUUGCCUGAAUCGCAGAUCAUCUGAUCACAGAAUUGUACAUAAUUCUUGAUCGCAUAAGAUUUCAUUUUAUUGUAAAUUUCCAUUUUCAUCAAAACAUAAUGAUAGUAAUGACUAAGUGAAAUCAAAAUGACGUAUUGCUUUUCAUAUAAGUAUUUUCACAAAAACCAUUUGCCUAGGCAGUUAAAAUAUUACUUUGUUAAAAAAUA